Messenger RNA from Cantharellus anzutake, 2397 nucleotides. Its product is annotated as AAA-domain-containing protein. Gene Ontology annotation, cellular component: Golgi stack. Lineage: Eukaryota; Fungi; Basidiomycota; Agaricomycetes; Cantharellales; Hydnaceae. The transcript has 12 exons. Gene Ontology annotation, biological process: SNARE complex disassembly; intra-Golgi vesicle-mediated transport; Golgi to plasma membrane protein transport. Gene Ontology annotation, molecular function: ATP hydrolysis activity; ATP binding. Bases 1 to 2397 code for a protein of 798 amino acids. The record is from RefSeq and is a predicted model, not a curated record.
AUGGCCAGCUUCUUUCGAUCCUCCAAUUCUAGCAGUCCAAGUCCGUACACGAGAAUUAAUUCAGACUCCAAUCAGUCAUCAAGGGGACCGCGUCCUCCUCCCCCUCCUCCCCCUCAGCGUGGAAAUGAAACCUUCCUUGAAAAGAUAACGCACCGAUCUCGACCGCAAUCCGCUAAUAUGACCGUUGCCAAUGCCCCUAAUAACGAGUUAGGGCUCACAAACUGUUUGAUCGCGAGCCCCACCGAUUUUCUGCAACAUGGACAACAAGUUCGAGUUAAUAGACGCUUCCCCGUCACAGUUAGACACGACACAACUCCAUCGAUGGUUGCUGGCCACAUAGAGCCGGGAAGCCUUGGCGUCAGCAUGUUUCACCGACAAUGGAUCGGGCUUAGCCCUGGAGACGUCAUUCAAAUCGAAACAAUAGAUCUAGGGGAUGAGUGGCUUGGCUCGCUCGACCUGGAGGCCAGUAUAAUGCUCAUUCUCUUAGUUGGCUUUAACAAGAAGAAUGCCCAAGCAAUUGAAGUGUUCGACUCUGAAGAUAUGAGUCGAGUCCUCAUCAAGAACUAUAGCAACCAAGUUUUCUCGCCCGGUCAAAUUGUGGUUUUUGAGUAUCAUGGUCAAACUCUACGAGCUACUGUGACAGGGAUAUCUCUCUUCGACCUUGGGAAAGGUGGAAACCCACUUGGGCCCAUGGGUCUUCUGAUGGAAAAAACGGACAUUACGUUCAUCAAAGCCUCCGAUAGCUCCAUUAAGAUCAAGGGAAGCUCCAAAAAGGCACCUCCAAAUGCAAUUCUGGCGCCAAACUUCAAGUUCGAAGAUAUGGGUAUUGGUGGUUUGGACGCAGAGUUCGCCUCAAUAUUCCGCCGAGCCUUUGCCAGUCGAGUGUUUCCGCCAGGGUUGGUCGAGAAACUGGGCAUUCAACAUGUCAAAGGGCUGCUGUUGUACGGCCCUCCUGGGACAGGGAAGACACUCAUGGCGCGCCAAAUUGGAAAGAUGCUGAAUGCCAGAGAGCCGAAGAUCGUUAAUGGGCCCGAGAUUUUGGACAAAUUUGUUGGGAAGAGCGAGGAGAACAUUCGAAAGCUUUUUGCUGAUGCUGAGGCGGAGUAUAAGUCAAAAGGCGAUGAGAGUGGGCUUCACAUCAUUAUCUUCGAUGAAUUGGACGCCAUAUGUAGGCAACGGGGCACUGGGAGUGCCGGUGGCACUGGAGUUGGGGACACUGUCGUCAACCAACUUUUGUCCAAGAUGGAUGGUGUGGAUCAACUCAACAAUAUUCUUGUCAUUGGUAUGACAAACCGGAAGGAUAUGAUUGAUGAGGCACUCCUUCGACCUGGCCGACUCGAAGUUCACAUGGAAAUCUCUCUUCCCGAUGAGCACGGUCGUCUUCAAAUCCUGACCAUUCAUACCGCCAAGAUGCGCAAUAAUGGGAUAAUGGACCGCGACGUCGGUCUUCCAGAACUUGCUUCUGUAACAAAGAAUUUUUCUGGCGCAGAAAUUAAUGGUUUGGUUAAGAGUGCCGCCAGCUUCGCUUUUAAUCGCCACGUCAAAGUGGGGACAAUGGCUGGCAUUUCUGAUGAUGUCGAGAACCUUCGCGUUAACCGAGACGAUUUUAUGCAUGCUCUGGAAGAGGUCCGCCCGCUCUUCGGUGUGUCAGAGGAAGAAUUGGAGGCUGUAGUCCAGAACGGGAUUAUCCACUACGAGACCAAUGUCGAUACAUUGUUGCGGGAUGGGCAGCUCUUUGUGGAGCAAGUCAAAACGAGUACUCGAACACCCUUGGUCUCCGUUCUGUUGCAUGGACCACCUGGCUCCGGAAAAACCGCGCUUGCCGCAACUAUUGCUCAGAGCUCUCAGUUCCCGUUCAUUAAAUUAAUCUCGCCUGAAUCCAUGGUCGGGUUUUCAGAGGGACAGAAGAUUGCCGCAAUAAGCAAAGUAUUCACGGAUAGCUACAAGAGUCCAAUUAGUGUCAUUGUUGUUGACAACUUGGAGCGAUUGUUAGAUUGGGUACCUAUCGGUCCUCGAUUCUCUAAUGGUGUACUCCAAGCCCUGAUGGUAUUGAUGGGGAAGCGUCCUCCUAAGGGGAGGCGGUUGCUGGUGCUCACUACCACAUCUCUGCGGCCCAUGCUGACCGAGAUGCAGAUGAAUGACAUAUUUGAUGCGGAGAUACGAGUCCCACCGAUCACUAGUCUUCGUGCAUUAGAUCGUGUCUUGGACGAAGUGAAGCUCUUCCCCUCACGGACUGAAAGAGGCAGAGCGCUGGCGUUGCUCGAGCAGGCAGGUUUUGGCCAUGAAGGGCGUCUCAACGUGGGCAUUAAGAAGCUCCUCAGCGUGAUUGAGAUGGCUCGCCAAGAUCCCAAUGACAUUGCCGAGAAACUGUGCAGUGCUCUUAUUGGACUAUUGUGA